CGACAGUUACAAAGCUGCUGGCUCCUUUGUUUCCGUUUUUGUCGCUCAGUUGUUGCUGUGCGCGCUCCCACGUUCGAGGCUAACGCAGCAGCAGCAACAACAACAGCAGCAACAGCAACAAUCGCAACGCAACGCACAAAAGCAUGCUACGGUAAAUUGCAUUUGGCGUCUGUCAAGGACAAAACAAAACGCUGUUUGUGUGAGUGCGACCACAACAACAAUAGCAAAAACAGCAUGUGGCACAAAUAACGGAACUGCAAAGUAUCAACAGCAAAAGAAACAAGAAGAAAGCCAGAUAGGAAAGCAAAACAAAAGGCAGGAACAAAUCACACACGAGGGCCAAAACGGACACAAAACGGAGGCUGCGACAAAAAGAAAGCGAAGAAUCGGAGAAAAUAAGGGAGAGGCACACACUCCCCGCACCUCCACCCCUCACCAGCCCCAUAGGACAUUUGGCGCCAGCCCGAGCAGCAACUGCGACAGCGGCGUCGACUGAGGCAGCGUCAGCGGCUGAGAAAGAUGUGGCUCCGUCCCUCUCCCUCGCACACAAACGCGCUGCAGUGUCUCCUGCUCUCCUUGUUCCUCCUUUUGGCGCUGCUGCCAGCGAACGUGUCUGCCAGAUUUUGCGAGGGCUGCACUCAGGGCUGUUGCACCCAGGGCUGCUGUCCGCCGUACCAGGGCGGGCCACGCCCCCUUCCGCCCUCCUCGGACUCGCAUGUUCUCAAUCUGUUCUUCGCCACCCACUGGUUUUUCUGGUGCGUGGUUGUGGCCAUCAUCUUGGCCAUCCUGUGUGCCUACUCACUAUGGAAGAAGCGACGGACACUUUGCGGCUGGGGAUUCAACGAGCACCACACCCAAUCCGAGGGCGAUUCCGCCGGUUCCUGCUAUGCACCUCCACAAUACAGUCGCUGCAACUCGUUUCACCAUCCGCCGCCGCCAUAUACGGAGGUGACCUCCAAGCCGGAUCUGUAUCCACUUGUCUUCACCUGCAACAGCGAUUCGGGCAAUGGCAAGGGCAACGGCAGCUCCAGCUACCUGAUGGUGCAGUACUUCCGGAACUACAUCGUCCGUCCGGCUGCUGGGGGAUCCCUGAGUGCGGCCAGCACCGUCGACUCCCUAAGCUCCAGCUUCAUUUGCAAUGCCAAUGAGGCGAAUACCCUGGUGCCACCACCAUACUCCAGGGCAGCCAGUCCGGAGUUGGGACUGCAUCAUUAUGUGGCCCAUGCCCAUGCGCAUGCCAAUGCUAAUGUCAAUGCCAAUGCCCAUGGACACGGGAAUGGCCAUCUGAGAUCCGUGGAACAGGCGCCACCGCAUCAGGUGUCAAAUGUUCCGCUGGCAUCUGUGCACUACGCCAUGCCGAGAUCGGCUUCCCAGCUGGUGGAAACGGAUGCCUAUCAGCCGAGACUGAUGCCCGCCCAGACUCAGGCCCAGCACUAUGCCACCGUGGCACUGGGCAGUGCACCAGGCGGAGCAGCGCUCUACAGCACGCGGCUGCAUGCCUCCCACGAGGAGGGAGUGGGCGUGGGCGUGGGCGUUGGUGUGGGCUACCUUCAGUCCCAGAGUGAUCAGCACUUCCGGUACAUGGCGAAUAGCAGCAGCAGUCUCAGCGACAUCUUUGUGAACAACAGCUGUGUGGCAGGAAUGCUACCCGAUAGCGGAGGAGCUGGUAGUGCCUUCCAUGGCGCGGAAAGUGGAUCGGCCACACAGGCUGCCUCCCUGAAUAGCCUGGCAAUGGGCGGCUUGGGUGGAUCGGUAACGAAUGCCGCAGGCGCAUCGGGAGGAUCUGGCACACCGGUGAUAUACAGCAAUGGCUGCAUCCAACCCAACCCGCUGCAUAGUCUGGAGAACUGCUGUCAGCCAUCGGCUCAGGUGUCCGGCGUGAGUAGUCUGGCCAACAUUGGAACACCGGGCUCGCCGCCCCAGGCCACCAGUCCGACGGGCGAGGUGCGUGAGAUUCUCGACCAGAUCCGCCAGCUGCAGGCGGGCGUUAGCUACGAGCAGCUACUGUUGAACGGAACUGGCGCCAAGCCCCGACUGCAGCACACGCUAUCGACGCCCUCGAACUCCCAGCAGGUGUUGCAGCCCAUCCUAACCACAUCCGCAUCCAUUUCCGGCGGCACCAGUGGGCGGAGUAAAAAGUUCUUCACCUCCGGCAGCAAAACGCAACCCAAUAAGGCUCUGUACAUACCCAUGGCCGCCAUCGGGGGUUCCGGAUCGGGCGCACAGCGCUGUGUGCUCAAGAGUCCGGUGAGCAGUGUCGUCAGCGGUGCCAGCUUCUUUGUGAACCGUGGACGAGUUGCCCGCAAGGGUUGGAUCACCCGAUCGGCACCCACAACGCCGGGCAGUGCCCUGCCCCCCAAUCGCCUCGGGGACGAUAGUCCGCUGCUGCUCAACGAGCACGAUGAGGAUGCGAUUGACGAUGAUGAAGACGAGGAGCAGGAGGUGGACGAGCGGCAGCGGCAUCACCAGGAGACCCAGCGGGUUCACGAGGAUACCGACAGCGAAACGGAGGCGGAGGCGAGGAAUCAUCGUCGCCAGCAUCGCCAUCAUCGUGGCCAUCGGCGCGGACAACUUGAAUAAUAGUGGGCGUGGUCGUUGGAAUCGCCAGUGUCAUUUAGUAGUUGUUGUUGUAGCUCAAGGUUCUCCUUUAGAAAUAAGCUUUUAAACGAAAGUGGAGAAAUGUUUGGGAGCCGGCGGCACGCUUCUUAGUCUGAAGAAUCCUGAAGAAGAGAAACGGUAGCAGAUCGGAUGGUUAAAUCUAAGUUCCGUUUGUAGUAUUAACAAGUUCUGUAAGAUUUCUAUAGUGCGAAACACUUAAUAACUGUGGAUGAAAUUUAUCCUUUCUGGUCAUUUGAAUAAUACGAUAUGCAUCAUUAUUGCGAACAUAGAACGACAAUUUAUUUAAUUUUUAAGUCAGCUUACAUAAAAACGCAGGUCCUUGAAGAAAUAAUCUUAGUUAAAGGUUAGAAUAUAAUUUUCUAUGAUUUUAAUAGAGUGUAUUGUUUGAGGUAAUCUAUUAGUUUCGUGAUAAUAUUUGAAAAGUGAAAUCUUAGGCAGUCGAGUAUAGUAAUUGUAAGAAUUUAAAACUAAGGCUAAAAAUGUCUUGGGAAAUUUUAAACUGAAAGAACGGCAUAGAAGACAGAUCAAUUUGCAUUAUCCACGAGUUUUGACAAUAGUUCAAUAAAACUAACCACGAUAUGUUCUUCAAACAGUAUUAUUAACAAACCCUAGCAGAAGUUUAUAAUUGUUUAUGCCCACAAGAUAUCUAAUUUCGAUUGAGGAUUUGAAAUGUCGGUUCGUUGAGCUUCCGUGAAUAGAUAAACAAUUUAAAUAUACAUAUAGCUGUCCUUAGGUUCAAAUAGUCUAGCAAUUGCGAGAUUUAACAUUUAAGUUUUGUAAACGUUGGGAAGGUUUCAUGACAUUUAAAUUACACACCUACACACUCCACAAUUCAAUUGUUUGCCGAAUUUUAUAUAAUUUUCAUUUAAGGUUUGCCUAGGAACUUUAAAAAGACGAAGAACAAUUGCACAAAAGAUUUAAAUCAAUUUAGGCUAAUGUGGUAAAAAAUUGAAACAAAAAACGCAUAAAAACCAAAAAGAGCAAAAUUAAAAAGAUUGAAGAUUGUCGCCCAGAUGGAGAGUUUUUGUAAGUAAAGUAGCGAAUAAGGAAUACGUUCACACACAAACAAUGCAAACAGAUCACGUACAGAUAUAUAGGAUACUUCAGUUCGAGGAGACACUUUUAAAAAAAUGAAAUAUGCAAAAUGCGCGGGCAUUCGGUUUGGAAAUUAGGGCAGGUGCACUAGAACGAAAUCUAAAAUUAAUUGUGUAUUCUAAACUAAAAACAAAUUACCAAAUGAGACUAAGGGGUCAAGAUCCGGGGGCUAAACAAAAAACAAUGGAAUAGUUUGAAUGCAGCAGUGCCUUUUCAACUAAUUAAACCACAACCAAAAACAAGCAAAUCUAAAAAACCGAUAAAAUGGAACCAGAAGCUAAAUAGCUAAUGCUAAUGUGCAUCCCCAGGCAAACAGACAGAAACAGAUUAAACCGAUUAAUUAAAACAAUCCAAUGAACACGGCAAUAUUUAUAAAUCUGCUUAAGCGUUAGAUAUAUGAUGAUACUAUAUGCGAGUAUAUAUAAAUGUGUACGUGACAAUUACUUUAUGUGAAUGAUAUGAAUUUUACAAUUCAUUGAGAUUUAUCCUAGAUGGUUUCGUUGGGUCCCUUAUCGAUCGGUUAUUUUGGCUUAUUUCGACACGAUCCAGUUCGAGUAUCUGUGCUUCAUUACACAUAACUAUAUAAUUAAACAAUUAAUUAAUAAACUAGCAUAGCAAAAAACUGAUGGCGUUCAAUCUCGAAUAAGUCUCCGAAAGCAAGUGAAUUGUUUUAAAAGUCGGUUAACGAAAACCAAACAAAUGAAACGAAAACCGAAAGAGAACUAAGAAAUCAAUUUAAGUCAAAUAUACAAAGAUGAGAAAUAAAAACAAUAAAUGAACAAAA
Molecule: messenger RNA, 4498 nt
Organism: Drosophila mauritiana
Lineage: Eukaryota; Metazoa; Arthropoda; Insecta; Diptera; Drosophilidae
Exons: 6
Coding region: 520-2580 (686 amino acids)
Cellular component (GO): cytoplasmic vesicle membrane
Source: RefSeq, a predicted model, not a curated record